Messenger RNA from Nicotiana tabacum (common tobacco), 1748 nucleotides. RefSeq lists its product as uncharacterized. Gene Ontology annotation, molecular function: RNA binding. The record is from RefSeq and is a predicted model, not a curated record. NCBI's taxonomy places the organism in Eukaryota, Viridiplantae, Streptophyta, Magnoliopsida, Solanales, Solanaceae.
UUCAAUAUUGACACAUAUCCGUUCACCCAAAAUCUUUGAGUUUUUACUCCAAAUCCCAAAAUACCCAAAUCGUUGAAUUGGAAAUUGCCUCGCCCCACAAACCAUUGUCACUCCCCUUAAAAUCCUGAACCAAAUGUGCGCACUACGAGUGCCGACCAUGGCUGCCAGUGGCUUAGCCUCACUUCCGAUUCUCAGAAGAGUACUUCCUUCACUCCAAUCUUCUCGUCCCACUCAUGCCGUCAAAGAGAUCUUUUACGAUAGAACCCUUAUCCUACUAACACCUCUGCGCUCCUCAGCUUUUGGAAUAUGCGACCUACCACAGGCUAUUAAGGGUGAUACAGAUGUUUUACUGAAAGGAUUGGGAGACAAGAACACCAUUGAAGAUGUGAAACGUAUUGUUGAACUGGCGAAACGGGCAUCAUUGAGACGAGAAGUUUUACAUACUGACUUUCUGACCCCACCUGUUCUGAAGGAGUCAAUGCUAGUCUUAGAAAGGUUAGCCGGCGUUAAGAUCGUUUCACAGGGAGGAUACCCAGAGGCUGAACGUUGCCGUCUCUCAGUUGGGCAUCCAGAUGCAUUAACAAGUGAUCCAGAUAUUGUCUCAGCCUUGAGUAUUUCAGGAAACUUUUCAUUUCAACCUUGUUCUCACGGUGAUUUCCUUGGUGCAAUCCUUGGUACGGGGAUAGUAAGGAAUAAGCUGGGAGAUAUACUCUUGCAGGGUGAAAAGGGAGCUCAUGUUCUUGUUGUUCCAGAACUUUCUGACUUCAUUUUAUCAGCAUUGGACAAGGUUGGAAAUGUUUCUGUCUCUUGCAAGAAGAUUCCAUUGCUAGCCCUUGAAUAUGAACCACCAAGGACCAAGUCCUUAAAAUCCGUUGAGGCAUCACUGAGACUUGAUGCCGUAGCUAGUGCAGGAUUCAAAGUUUCACGAACCAAAAUGGCCAGUUUGAUUAGUAAUGGAGAUGUUCGUGUCAAUUGGACAACUGUGACAAAAAGCAAUACUACCAUUAAGACCGGAGAUAUCAUAUCAGUUAGUGGAGAAGGCAGACUUAAGGAUUCGUUUUGCCGUGUUUUUGGAGGAAAAAGAAGCUGGUUUUUGGCUGAUUUCGUGGGUGCCUCUCUACCCUUCCGGUGUAGGGAUUGGAGAAAUUAACUCAACAAGGAAGGGAAAGUUUGCAGUUGAGCUCAUUCGGUAUUUGUAAAGCCUGAAAUUAUUUGGCAAUAUGGAUUCCGUCGACUCGAAAGCUCCUAUAGAUACUUAUCAAGCACUCAUUUGCAAUGCCACUGUUCUCGUGCUGACGAAAAGAUGAUUCUUAAUAUACUGAUCUGGAGAAAUAGUUCUCUCAAGUUUGCCCUGUUACAGUUUUGCGUCUGAAGCCAGUUCUCUGUUAUAUGCAACUCUGCAUUUCCUGGUUUAACGUUAUUUAUGAGACAAAGCAGGAAGGUGGAGGAUGACAUACAGAUUUGAACUCGUUCACUCAUAUUUCCUGAUUCCUGUAUAUCAAUUUCCUAAAGGGAGCUAGAACCGGUUAGAGUCUUGAAUUAUUGUAUAAUUUGUUUUACACUGUCAGUAUAUUUAAAGAAACAAAUACCCAUUAAAUUACCUGUAGAUACAAGUAAUACAAUCUUAUACAUUUUUGAAGAUGUAGGUCUAUGGGCUGGUGUCUGGAAAUUAAACUUCAGUUGUGGAUAUCUACUAGCAGUUUAGGUGAAUCAUCUAUUCAAAUUGUAAAGGGCUAUGUUCACUCAUU